AUGGCCGCCCCUAUGGACCAGAGAAUCCAGGUCCCGAUCGAUGAUCCCAACGCAGACACCGAGUGGAACGACAUCCUCCGGAAACAUGGUGUUAUCCCCGAGAAGCCGCCCAGCCCGACGCCCAUGAUCGAAGAGGCCAUCGCCGAAGGACGAAGGUUAGCGCACGAGAACAGACUGGAGGGCAAGGACCUCGACGAGCUCGAUGAGCUGGAGGAUGACGAGGAUGAGGCAUUCCUGGAACAGUACCGCCAACGCAGAAUGCAGGAGCUCAAUGAGCUCACCAAAAAGGCCCUCCACGGCACUGUCUACCCGAUCUCGAAACCCGAGUACUCGCGAGAGGUCACCGAAGCUUCCAACAACAGCCCCGUGUUUGUGAACCUGACGUCAUCUUUGGGAACGAACGUCGAGUCGCGCGUGCUGUCCGAGCUCUGGAAACAGGCAGCGCGGGAAUAUGGCGAAAUCAAGUUCUGCGAGAUGCGCGCUGACAAGGCCAUCGAGAACUACCCCGAGAGGAACUGUCCCACGAUCCUGGUCUACAAGAAUGGCGACAUUGCGAAACAGGUCGUUACCCUGAUGCAAAUGGGAGGCGUCAAGAUCAACAUGCUGCAUAUUGACAACCUCUUGGUUGAGGUUGGUGCCGUUCCGGAGUCGGACAUGCGCGUGGCCAAGCGCCGAAGACAAGCCGAGGAUGAGGAAGAAGAAAGGGCAAUGGGAAAGGGAAUCAGGCAGGGCAAUGUGUCCAAGUCCAAGGCGCAUGACAGUGAUGACGAUGAGUGGGACUGA
Messenger RNA from Colletotrichum spaethianum, 783 nucleotides. Its product is annotated as phosducin-like protein 2. NCBI's taxonomy places the organism in Eukaryota, Fungi, Ascomycota, Sordariomycetes, Glomerellales, Glomerellaceae. The record is from RefSeq and is a predicted model, not a curated record. The coding region runs from base 1 to 783 and encodes 260 amino acids. The transcript has 2 exons. Gene Ontology annotation, cellular component: cytoplasm. Gene Ontology annotation, biological process: protein folding.